Molecule: messenger RNA, 648 nt
Organism: Cokeromyces recurvatus
Lineage: Eukaryota; Fungi; Mucoromycota; Mucoromycetes; Mucorales; Mucoraceae
Exons: 7
Coding region: 1-648 (215 amino acids)
Source: RefSeq, a predicted model, not a curated record
AUGAUUGAAGAACUAAUGAAGGGAAACAAGGAAAACAUUUCGAUUGUUGAUUCCACGAUAUCAAACUCGAAGAUAAUUGUUGGAAACGAUAGUGGGUCCAUAAACAUUACCCAAAUAAAGGGAAAGAGGAAGCAAGGUCAAAAUCAAGAGAAUGAUAGUGAUAUCGUUACGGUAAAAAGAAAGAAGGACUCCUUUGCAUUACUAAAACCAAUCACACCCAGCAUCUCCUAUCGCUUUAAUACACCUAGUUUCAACGAACAAAUGAAAGCAAAAGUGAACUCGAUUGCAUACAUAAAGUUGGAUGAUAAAGAUAUCUGUGAAAACGAAUCUAUUACCAACGAAUAUGCCAGUUUGACAAUGCUUAGCACUUCCGUUGUAAGCCAAGAAAAGUGGGGUUAUACACUUGUUAGAGAGGCCAUUGUUCCCAGAACAUGGAAUGUGCGUGUUAGAUGGCUUAAGGUGAUGGAUCUCAUCUUUUAUACCAAGGUAGAGUUUGUGUUGAUAGCGAUUCUUGAAGAGCAGAAAGAAGUUGCAGCAAUUCUUGAAAGUGAACAUAAUGGUUGGACACAAGUGGCACAGGGUACAAAACAAGUUCUGGAUAUAAGCAUAAGUAACAUUAUAGUAGAUGAAUUACAUAAUAAAGGAUAA